AUGGAGAAUAUAAAAAUUGAUUCACCGGUGGCGGCUGGAAAUUCCGAGCGGCAAGUGGCAGAAGAGGAAGCAGAUAGAAGCCAAGCUGCAGCAAGAUCAUACGAGUGCGCCUUCUGCAAGAGAGGCUUCUCCAACGCGCAGGCGCUAGGAGGCCACAUGAACAUGCACCGCAAGGACAAGCAGCAGCGGGUCAAGCUCAAGCAUUCCUCUAAGCUGCUGCACAUCAAAACCACCGAUCAAUCCAAUAUCGAUGCAAUUAUUCCUCCUCCUCCUACUGAUUCUGCGGAAGAGAAAAUGGUGAUUAUUAGUCCUAGCAGCGAGCAGUGGCCGCCUUGGAUUAAUUUGGAAAAACCUCAGCAGCUGCCAUUGUUUGCUGAAACGGCGUCGCCGGCCCACCGGAAUAGAGAGGCCGGAAAAAGGUUAUCGUCCGGCAGCGCUGAUGAAAUAAUAAGGGCGCGGGAGAGGAGUUGGAUCUUGAGCUUAGGUUGGGGCAUGAGCCCGCUCAACAGUACUUGACUGCGGCUACUGCUUAUAUGGAGAAGUUCUUCUAAUCAAAAUUGCAUUUUGUGGCGUUUACGGUUCUCUCUCCUUUUGCACUCCGUUCAUAUUAA
Messenger RNA from Diospyros lotus (date-plum), 611 nucleotides. RefSeq lists its product as uncharacterized. Bases 1 to 516 code for a protein of 171 amino acids. The transcript has a single exon. NCBI's taxonomy places the organism in Eukaryota, Viridiplantae, Streptophyta, Magnoliopsida, Ericales, Ebenaceae. The record is from RefSeq and is a predicted model, not a curated record.